AUGUUCACUGUUCAGAGUUCGCACAAAUCGCUUCAAAGGGUUUCAAUGAGAAAUGGAUUGCUGGAUAUUGGUUUGGGGGCCCUAGGCGUUUGCCUAGGUGGCUUGGCCUCAGGGCCAGCUCUGAAAACCAGUAGCAAAUACAAUUCUAGCAGCAGAUUGAUCGAGCUAGAUAUUGAUGGAGAUGAAUACGAUAGAUGGACUUGCUAUAGUUUUGCUCAUUUAAUAUGGCUUGAUGAGAAGCAAGCACCACGUAGCGUUCGAGCAGCCAAGCGAGCGGGUAGCUCACAACGAGGUCAAUGCUUGAGAGCUACAAAGUUAAUGAAGAACGGCAAAUCCGAACCGGAGACUGGAAAAAUGACGGCGGUGAAAGUCGAAGUGGAUGAUUCCUUGGAAGAAGAGCACGGUCCAUUCCACAAGCGCCCAAAGCCUUAUUUUUGGCAGUAUAAAUCAAGAUAUGAAGGUGAUUUGGUGGCAAAAUGUUAUUUUGCUAAGCAUAAGCUGGUGUGGGAAGUUCUUGAUGGUGGUCUCAAGAAUAAAAUAGAAAUUCAAUGGUCUGAUAUUAUGGCUCUCAAGGCUAAUUGCCCAGAUGAUGGCCCCGGAACUUUAGAUGUUGUGUUGGCAAGACAACCUCUUUUCUUCAGGGAAACUAAUCCACAACCUAGGAAGCACACCCUUUGGCAGGCAACAUCAGACUUUACUGGUGGACAGGCUAGCCUACAAAGGCGACAUUAUCUGGAGUGCCCUCAAGGCUUGUUAGGGAAGCAUUUUGAAAAACUUACUCAAUGUGACCCUCGUUUGAACUUUCUCAGUCAGAAAGGAGAGAUAAUGCUGGAUUCUCCUCAUUUUGAACCUAGAAUCUCCCUAUUUGAUGAUCCAAGUGAAAACAACGCAUUUGAUUUGUCUCGGGAGGAUAGUCCUUCCUUCUUUACCUCACAGGAUGCUGCUUCUCCAUCCGUAGUUCAAUCUUCCUCCUCAAACUUUGAACAAGAUGCUCCUGGCAGACAUCCAGAAUCUUACCGUCUUGAAACACCAUCGCCAAGCUCAGGCAACAUAAUUAUGUUUGGAUUUGCUUUUUCUAAUGGUCACCAUUCUUCUUCUCCCUUUGUAUGCACUAACAAUACCGUCCUGUGAAGCACGGAUACUCCUAGUAAGGAGAGUCAGUGGUCAACCCGCCUCGGACAUGCCCAACAUGCCAUGCAGCUUGUCUUGCUUUUAAUUUGUCACAUGAACCCGUAACAUGAGUGUAAAGAAGUCAAAAUAAUAUUUUGAAAGAUUUUAUGCAUUUGUUUUUAUGUCUACUACACUUUUUGGUUCAUGGAUAUUUCUUUCGUGUUGGUGGUGGUAAUACAAACUCAAUUUGAAG
Olea europaea var. sylvestris is the source of this 1363-nucleotide messenger RNA. RefSeq lists its product as uncharacterized. NCBI's taxonomy places the organism in Eukaryota, Viridiplantae, Streptophyta, Magnoliopsida, Lamiales, Oleaceae. Bases 1 to 1131 code for a protein of 376 amino acids. The transcript has 8 exons. The record is from RefSeq and is a predicted model, not a curated record.